AUGGAUUCCCAAUUUCAGUGGCUGACAGCUCUUCAUAUAUUGACUUUUCAACGUAUACCACAUCUGAUUACAGGUCAGUUUGUAAGCUCUCUUCCUUACACUACAGUCACUGGAGUCAUUGGAGAAGAGAUCGUUCUGCCUUGCCGCGUGGUAGCAGAGCACGUUCCUGAGAUAUUUUCUGUCCAGUGGAUAUUUCACGAACAAUCUGAAAAAAUAACUGUGAGCAGAUAUGACGGAAAAAGCAAAAAAGAGAUACAAGAUGAGAGAUACCAAGGAAGAACAUAUUUUUUCCACAGUGAGUUCAGAGCUGGAAACAUGUCUCUGCACUUGAAGGACAUCAAGAACUCCGACAAAGGGUCGUAUACUUGUCUGGUCUCCUUUGAUAACCACCAGCAUGAUGAGCUCAUUGAACUCGAGGUGGCAGCUAGAGGCAUUGUGCCUUCCAUUUUCCUGAAGAAUUACAUGAAGGAGAGCAUCAGCCUCAGCUGCCACACAGAAGGGUGGUUUCCUGAACCCAGGGUGAUUUGGUUGGACAGUCAAGAACAGAUCCGAAGGGAACCAUCCACCACGAAGAUAAUGAUGAUGCCUGCAGGCCUGUACAGUGUGGUAACGUCAAUGAACCUGGAGCCCGGAUCUGAUAUGGAAGUCUCCUGCAGGAUAGUCAACCGUCUCCUCAACACGACGAGCGAGUCCCGAGUCCUGAUUUCAGAUGUUUUCUUUCCGUCCAUUUCCAAAUGGCUAGUUUUCUUCCUGGUAAUGUUAUGUCUUAGCCUGGUCCUUAUUUUUUCUACAUUUUGUAAGCUGAAAAUAAAAAUGAAGACAGCGAUGGAAGAAGAAAAAGGACAACUGAAGUCGGUUUUAGACUUCUGGGAAGCGCAGAGCCAUGCAGUCCCCAUCACCGUGGAUGCAGCCGGCGGAGACCUGGAGCUGCAGGUGCCUCCAGCGCCGGGCACGAGGAGCAGCGACCCCUCCGGAGCGGCCGACGCGCGCGCUCCCUCCGCUGUCCCCAUCGCGCUGGCGCGGGACGGCUUCGCGGCGGGCAAGCGCUACUGGGAGGUGGAGGUGGCGCGGCGGCCGGACUGGGUGCUGGGGGUGGUGCGGGGCGGGCGCGAGCGGGGCGCCGUGCUGCCCGCGGGCGACUCCUGGGCUCUGCACAGCUCCCGCGGAGCGCUCUUCUGCGGCCGCGGAGACGCCGCCGUGGAGCCGCCGCCGCCGUCCUGCUCCGUGGUGGGCGUGCUGCUGGACCUGGAGGAGAGGCGCGUGAAGUUCUACGAGGCCGUGCACAUGGUCCUCCUGGCCACCAUCCCCGUUGGAGAGGGGGACGCGCACACGUUCUACCCGUUUGUGCCCAAAAGCGAAGGGUCGCUCGCUCCGCUCGUCUUCCGCCCGGUCAGGAUUCCUUCUGCUUUGGAAAAUCUGUGA
Nothoprocta perdicaria is the source of this 1422-nucleotide messenger RNA. Its product is annotated as butyrophilin-like protein 9. The coding region runs from base 1 to 1422 and encodes 473 amino acids. The record is from RefSeq and is a predicted model, not a curated record. Lineage: Eukaryota; Metazoa; Chordata; Aves; Tinamiformes; Tinamidae. The transcript has 8 exons. Gene Ontology annotation, molecular function: protein binding.